Molecule: messenger RNA, 1662 nt
Organism: Trypanosoma theileri
Lineage: Eukaryota; Euglenozoa; Kinetoplastea; Trypanosomatida; Trypanosomatidae
Exons: 1
Coding region: 1-1662 (553 amino acids)
Source: RefSeq, a predicted model, not a curated record
AUGACAGACAGCGAGUCUGAUAUGGGGAUUAUUCAUCUCCGGAAUCGACUUUUGGAGUUAAUGUAUAGCAGCGAGGCUGUUCUCUCUGUAGAUCAGAUCGCCCGGAUUCUCGCCGUGGACGAGUCCAGGAUUGUGCAUGAACUCAAACGUGUGAGCCAACACGAUGUGCUCUACGACCCAAUCGCUGGAACUGUGCGGGUGCAGGCACAACGCCCCUCCGACGCGGGCGUCUCCGCCGAGUUGACGGACGGCCCGCACAGUCUUCUCGCGGGGGCGGCGAGUGUGAAGGCACAUGCCGCAGCGGCCGGAGGGGCGGCAGUCGCUGCGGGGGCGGUGGAGGGCACCGUCGCGCUGAAGAACGCGGAGGGCGGCGGGAACGGCAGUGGACUGCGGUACACCGGCGGGUCUCAUUAUGUGCGGUACGGCAGUGAUGGCGGUCAUUACUUCCAGAGCCGUGGGGGCCGCGCCGUGGCCACGAAGAGUGCCCUCCGCAAGACAAAAUACCGCCGCCCUGUUGGGGCAGAAGCGGUGGGAGGUGUUGUUAGUGCUGGGGAGGAUGAGUCGACAUCACCAAAGGGACGUGUGGGGUAUGUAUGUGUGGCGGAUGAAUUUCGUCUUAGUGAACUAGAGGUAUACUACCGAUCACAGGGAUUUUAUACCAAGUUUGAUUUUGAUGUACUUCACAUUCGGUUUUCAGAUAAGGAGAUGAGUGCGAAGAGUGCACGUGGAACCACCUCAGGUACUACUACCACCUCACAUGGUAGUGGUGGUCGUGGUACGGACAAUACGAGCAGUGGGGCUAAUAAUGGUAAUACUAACACUGGUAACAAUAUGGGUGGGGAUAAUACAGUGGAAUGGAAACCAACAACAGCUGUUAAUCAUCCUCGCAAGGCUGGAUUUGAUCUUUUUGUUUUUGAAUAUGGUGCCAUUGUAUGGUGGGGUUUUGAUCAACGUUUCUUUAAGAUUGUAGAGAAUGAUUUUAUGCUUCCAAAUAGUCCAAUUGCACGGUAUAUGGUAAAUCGAUACAUGACUCAACUUGUCAGUGAAAAUUACCCUGUUUGGUGUACCUACACACUUACUCGUAAAGAAACACUAGAACCAGAUGAACACUUCAGAGAACGAUUACGUUUUGAUCAUUUUAUUAUUCCCUAUGGUCGUGGUGAUUUUGAUACAGGUAAUGUCAGUAUGCUAUGUGCCUCUCACGCCCUUGCCCAAUCUGCAAAGAUUGAUUACUUGGAACUUAAAGUGCAGGAACUCGCAGAGAGUUGUUCGCCAUUACCCCGCGAAUUACGAGAAAAGGGUCGUGCCACUAUUACAGAAAGACGAUUACUUCAACUCCGUGGUGAAGUGCUUUCAUACCGACUCAUGUUAAAGAGUGGGUCUAAUCUUAUGGAUGAACCGGAUUUUUUCUGGGAAAAUGCAUAUCUAAAGCCAGUAUUUCAGGCAACGAAGGAAUGUUUUGAAAUUGCAGAACGUGUGGAAGCAUUAGAUAAUAAACUCGACGCUGCAAAUGAAAUUCUUUCCAUGUUGGCAGAAGAGUUUUCACAACGUCAUGGGGCACGUCUGGAGUGGAUUGUGAUAUGGCUUGUCUUUGCAGAAGUUGUUAUUGGAGUCUUGGAACUACUAAUUGAUUUGAAACCUUGGUUUUACCGCAAGGUGUAA